CCCUCCUCCCAUUGCCUCAGAUUCCCUCAAAAAUCUUAGAUCCAAAAUUUCACCUUUCAAGAAAAUCAAGAAUCACAGUUCAAAUUCAAGAUUCUCUCUCUUCAGACAACAUUGUCACAUCAAAAAAGUUCCAUGUUGUCCUUCACCCCCACUUCAAUCUAAGCCAACCCCAAGAUUCUCUGACCCCACCCCCACUAGCCACCGCCAUCACCACUUUUCUGUCACCACCCCACCCCCACCAACCCCGCCGCCUUACUAUCAAAAGCUAUUGAUGCAGCAAAACCAUAUGAUUAUGAAUCACUAAUAUCAAAUCAAUAUGCUCAAUCAGGUAGACUCAAAAUAGCCAUAGUUGGUUUUGGUAACUUUGGUCAGUUUCUUGCUAAACCCUUUGUUAGAGAAGGUCAUAUUGUAUUUGCUCAUUCAAGAACUGAUUAUUCAAAUAUUGCUAAUUCAUUGGGUGUUUCUUUUUUCCAAGAUCCACAUGAUUUAUAUGAACGACACCCUGAUGUUAUUGUACUUUGUACUUCAAUUAUAUCAACUGAACCUGUACUUAAAUCACUGCCUAUUCAGAGGUUGAAAAGGAAUAACUUAUUUGUUGAUGUUUUGUCUGUUAAAGAAUUUCCUAAGAAUAUUUUUCUUCAAGUUUUGCCUACCCAUUUUGAUAUACUGUGUACUCAUCCUAUGUUUGGACCUGAAAGUGGGAAGGAUAGUUGGAAAGAUUUGGCAUUUGUGUUUGAUAAAGUUCGUAUCGGUGAAGGGAAAUCAAGAACAGCAAGGGUUGAUAGGUUUCUUGAUAUAUUUGAGAAAGAAGGGUGUAGGAUGGUGGAAAUGACAUGUGCUGAACAUGAUAGGUAUGCUGCUGGUUCACAGUUUAUUACGCAUACAAUUGGGAGGGUGUUGGAGAAGUUAGAUUUGGAGACGACUCCGAUUAAUACGAAAGGGUAUGAGACUUUGUUGAAUUUGGUGGAGAAUACUGCUAGUGAUAGUUUUGAUCUGUACUAUGGGUUGCUUAUGUAUAAUAAAAAUGCUAUGGAGGAGUUGAAAAGACUUGAUUUGGCUUUCGAGGCUUUGAAGGAGUUAUUUGGGCAUUUACAUGAAGUGUUGAGAAGGCAACUGUUUGGGAAGGCGGAGGAAGCAGGACAGAGGCGUAUCUUAACCAAAUUGCCGAAGAACGGCUAUGCACUGCCAGCGCCUUCAUCGGAUGCCAUCAAAUCUCAGAAAACAACUGAGCGAAUUUCUGAAUCUUGGUACUAUUUAUGUUCGAAGCAUCUGCUCUCGUCUUGGUGGACAAAGCUCCCUGAUAUUUAUUGCUGGUGGGAGGUGACAGGUAUCCCAUGGAAUUAGUCGAGCUGCGCGCAAGCUGACAUGACACCACUGUUAUACAAAAAAAGAAACACAUGUUUCUCUCUUCCACUCUGUUUUUUUUUCCUUGAUAAACAAAGAGCGGAAUGGAAAAACUUCACUCUUAAAAUAGGGGUUUCCCCUGAAAAAAUGAUGCACAAACUAAAUGAUUUUUAGAUUCAUAUUAACUGCAAGCAAUUGAGAUAGCAUGCUUCUGGAUGUUUUAUUGCUUUAUUGUUGGUUGCUCAAUAAAACUGCCAAAAGGUGAUUAGAUGAAAUAGUUGUUUCUCAUUUCGUCAUAACGUACAUAGUUCAUUUCCUUUUUAAGCUGCCAGAUUACCUUUUGUCUUCUUCAAAUUGUCGGAGGCAACCUUAUGAUACUUGUCACUGAUCUAUUAGAUAAUGCUGAGAUAUAUCUCAUCAUUUACAGUUACAAUGCCUCUACCAACUACCAAGACUUAUCUUUAGGCAUUUUAUUCUAGUUCCUGAGUUGAUAUGUCAAUCUUUGUUUUGUCAGCUAAAGAAAACUUAAUGAUGUUCAUCUCAUUUCAUACAAAGUGUAAAUUCCAUCUCUCAUAAAAAGAAACCGAGGCUUCCUAUUUGCUUAUACAAAAGAAUUGCUUUAACGCUUUAAGUUGCAGUCAAGGGAUUGAUACAUAUGAGUAACAAUUAGGAUUCCCAAGUUCUAAUCCAGAGACAACAAUAGAUGUGUGCUAAUUUGUUUCAACCUUGGUGGGUAGGUUUAUCCAACGGUUAAUCUUGUAGGUUGUAGCAAUUUGCUUGUGGAUUUAUUUCGGUACACCCUAGGUGUCCCGAGCACCACUCCACUAAAAGGUAUUUUUAUACUUAAUGUCGUAGUCGAGUUUUAAGAAUUUUCACCUUCUAGUGAUAUGCAUAACUUGGUUGAUGGCUAUGACAAUACAACUACAACAACUAAUUUAUGUGUAUCAAAUACAUUAUACAUGUAUUCUUCAAGUAUGGUAUUUGAAUUUGGAACUUACCAAUUCUCACAUUAACACUUAACACUUAAUACUUAACACUACUACUACAGCAACAACAAUAUAAUACUAGUGUUAUUCCACAAGUGGGGUCUUGGGAGGGCAGUGUGUACGUAAACCUUACCCCUACCUCUUGUUUUCGGUAGACCCUUAGCUUAAGAAAAAACAUAACAAAGAAGUCCGGGAAAAGGAAUACCAAAAGUGUAGAAGCCACGACAAAAUAUUAAAGAUAACAUGACAAAGCAUUCUGAAGAAAAGGAACAAUGUCUGCAACAAAAUAAUACUAUAAUUGAAGUACAAGAAAUAACAAAUAAUAAUAGAAAUCGAAGAACAACUAACUACAAGAGUAUUGCUUUAAUUUCUAGCAUAUAAGGUUAAGAAAUGCAAUACUCAACUACUUACUAGCCUUAUACCCAAUUUGUGUCCUCCAUAGCCUCAUAUCUAAGAUUUUAUCCUCGGUAAACUGAAGUUGAGCCAUGUCCUACCUAAUCACCUCUUUUCUUGAUACUUCUUCGGCCUACCUCUACCUCUCCUAACACCUUCCAUAGCCGGCUCCAAAUUGGGACAUUCGUUCAUCUCUUCUUCACAUGCUCGAAUCAUCUCAGUCUUGCUUCCUCGCUUCCUGCUUCUUAUCCUCUCCAAAGCCCGGGUAGCUUCGACCUUAGGCGAUAGAGCUUCCUUGACCUUAUUUUUGGCGCUAAUUCGGGCUAGAUCAUCGGCACUGUGAAUGUGCUCAGAAACAAUAGUAGCAGCAACCACCAAUUGUUUAGCCAAAUGGAGGUUAAUUUCAAAGGUGUUAUCAUGAUUGGGAGUAGCAAAGAAGUAAGUGAAAUUAGGGUUUAAACAAGGAGGGCACAAGUAACCUUGGGAGGAGGAAUCAACAUUAGGGAUGCAAGAGAGGUGUGAGAUAGAGGUGCAUUUUGAGCAUUGGAUACAGAGGUGAGGAGGAGGAGGGUUGUAGAGGAAGAUAUCAAAGCAGAUAGGGCAGAAGGAACCUGGGUGGGAUUCAAGUACACAUGCAGUGCAAAGAUGGUGGUAGACACCUCUGUAGGGGAGAUGGUGGAGGAUGAAGGGGCGUUUGACGAAACAAACUGCGCAUUCACGGCCUUCCAAUGGCUGUUCCUCCACUUGCUGCGGCAUCAGAACUAGCAAUUUUCUCUAACCCUAAUGGCGUAUUGUAAUCUCAAGUUUAUUUAUAAGGACGGAUAUUAAAGAGUUGUUUAGAUUCUAAGUAUCCAAUCCCCUCUUUUGUUCU
Messenger RNA from Capsicum annuum, 3594 nucleotides. Its product is annotated as arogenate dehydrogenase 2, chloroplastic. The transcript is spliced from 2 exons. Gene Ontology annotation, biological process: L-tyrosine biosynthetic process. NCBI's taxonomy places the organism in Eukaryota, Viridiplantae, Streptophyta, Magnoliopsida, Solanales, Solanaceae. The record is from RefSeq and is a predicted model, not a curated record. Gene Ontology annotation, molecular function: arogenate dehydrogenase (NADP+) activity; prephenate dehydrogenase (NAD+) activity; prephenate dehydrogenase (NADP+) activity. Bases 682 to 1344 code for a protein of 220 amino acids.